GGUCGUCCCGUCUGUGGGAGCAGCGAGGGGCCGAUCGCGGGCGGCGGGCCAGGGAGCAGUGGUGCCGUGUUGCAUGUGGUCGUGGAGUAAGCGCCAGGUUCGGCCCCGCGCUCCGGUUCCAUUCGUUAACCCGGGUCUUUCUUCCUUCAGGUUCUUGCCUUCAUCACCGUCAUCUGUUUUGCUGCCUCCAAAUCCCAUGAAGCCUUUAUAGCCCUUGCGGCCAUGGAAGUUGUUAUUACCCUGUUGUUCUUCCUGCUGUACUUGCUAAAGCUCGAUAAAAAGAUGAAAUUCUUUUUUUGGCCUUUAGCUGAUAUUUUCAACUCACUGAUUGCAGUUGUGUUCUUUAUCAUUGUGUGCCUGUGUGCAAUAAUAAUCAAGACCACGACCGGGACUCUUGUUGGAGGAGUCUUUGGUCUUCUAUUAGUUGGUCUCUGUAUUGCAGAUUCUGUUCUUCUUUUCAAGAAGAUUACAUUUAAUAAGCCAAGAGGAAGAAAUGUUAUUGCCAGAUAAGAAUGAUCAACUUACUAAAAGACUGACUUAUUCUCUACUUUAAAUGCCUAUUGAUUGACAGGAUACUUGUUUCACUAGCGUAUUUAUUUCUCCUAAAGGUUUUAAAAUUUUUACCAUGUUCUUCUUAGAAUUACAACAUUUUACUGUAAAAAAAACUUAAACAAUGAAUGGUCCUGCAGCACCUUAGACACUAACAAAAAAAAAUGUAGAUCGUGUCAUGAGCUUUUGUGGGCACAACCCACUUUUUCUAAUGAAAGCUCAUGACACAAUUAACAUUUUUUGUUAUUCUCCUCGAUGCUGCAGGACCAUUCGUUGUUUUUUAAUUUUUUUCAUUUACAGAUUAACAUGGCUACUCCUCUGAGACUUUUAAACAUUUCCCUGUGUAUUUCUCUAACUUUGCUUGCUUUUUCACAUGUAUUAACGUUCUUUAAAUUCCCAUUUUUUUUCUAGACUAUAUGUUUUUACCCGUGUUAACUUUAAAUUAUUGUCUUGUGUGGUUUGCUAAACUUGAUGCAUUUUUGCUUGUUUAAAAAUCAAAUUUUCUACUGAAAUGUUUAUAUAAUAAAACUGAAAAUGCAAAUGGAUUUUAAUGUAUUCUUUCAGUGGGUAAAUGAUAAGUGUACUUCAAGUGAUAAUUAUUUGAAUUAAUACAUGAGUUUUCUCUUCCUGCCAAAUAUAUUUUGGGACAGAUUUUGACGCCCAUAUCAUGCUGAAUAGUAUGUUACUCUAUAGGUGGGCCUGUUAAUGGGAUCGCUGUGAAGUAAAGCAUUUGUUAGGUUGCUAGAAUGUGACCCUUUGAUUUAGUCAUAUUUCUUUAUUGCUAUGCAACACAAAAAAGACUCUGAAAUACCAUUCCUUUUCUUAACUAAUUUUUUUUUAGCUAUUGUGUUCUCUACAUAGCUCUAAACUCAUGAGUUUUGUUCACUGAGACGAUGUUUUCCAUCUAGAAAAAUACAGCCUCAAAAUUCUAGAACAAGAAAAGCGGUGCUAAAAUGCAACUAAGUGCAAAAAGUAUGUCAAUUUCUUGUGGAAAAAUAACUCCAACUGGCUGACAGUAUUCAUAGAAAGUGGAUACUCUGCAGAAAUAAUUUUACUAAAACCUGUUUUCAUCUUCAUAUUUUGAAAAGCGCAAACAAAAAUUGUAGUAUUGUAGUCUUACUUAGACAUAUGAACUUUAGCAUAAACAACAAUAAUGCCAUGUGAAUAAGUGCAAAUGUAUAAUGAAAAUAUAGGCCAUUUGGGCUAAGAUGUUUUUGUGGAAAAUGAAAUACAGCAGUGCAAUUUCAGUAAAUUGCUGCUGAAGAACCUUUUGUGCUUUAUUCAGAAUCAACAUUACAGAUCAAGCACAGUUCAAACUAGGGAUGUAAUAGUAUAGUCAA
Molecule: messenger RNA, 1889 nt
Organism: Pelodiscus sinensis (Chinese soft-shelled turtle)
Lineage: Eukaryota; Metazoa; Chordata; Testudines; Trionychidae
Source: RefSeq, a predicted model, not a curated record